AUGGACAUUCCACAAACUUGGAUGAAUCGCAACGAUGUACUCGAUGCAGACGAUGCCGAUGCCUACAACGACGAGACAUUUGGCGAUGAUGGAUGGGACGAUCCUGGCGCCCCUGCUGAUAUCUCGGAUCUCUCAGCCAUGACCUUCACCAAGGUUGAUAUCUUGCAGGAAGCGGCAAGGGGAGUCAAGCCGCCGAAUGGCGGCUCUGCUCCUGUGCAGCGCGAUGAGAAUUUUGCUUUCCCGUCGCUUCCCACGGCCCCGCCGUUGCUAGGGGAGUCUGGCAAGCCGCGGCUGAUGACGCCGCAGAUGUUGCAGGAGAGCAUGUCUGAUCUGCAUGAUAAGGAGAGAUUCUUCUCCUCUGCUUCGAGGGACCUGCCGCUUGAUAAUCUCGCUGCUCACCAUGCUUUCUCUGCUAUCGGCAGCGGGGUGCGCAAUGAGCCGGGGAGACCGGAGCAUUCGCAUCCCUUUCACGCACCUCCCAUGCCUGGAUUUCAAGUUCCUCCUUCCAUGGACCAGCAAAAGUUUUUCCAGCAGCCUGGUGUCCCUCAUCCUGGGCUUGCUCCUCGCGAUAUCCCUAUGGGCCACAUGGGCCGUCCGGUACCAGCUGGCAUGCACGGAGGAGCUGCGCAUGGCAACAUACAGGGCGGCAUGGGAGUCCCUCCGGCUAUGAAGUCCCUCAUGGAGAUUGAGGCGCAGAUGUUGGCCUCCAGUCAGAUGCAGAAAGGGUUUCCUCAUCCCUUUCCUGGCAACGUGCAGCCUCAAGCUCAUCAUGGAAUGCCCAUGCACGACUUGCGAGCACAGGAUGAUCCGUAUGGAAGAAUGCCCAUCCCUCAGAAUCACGAUGCAGCCAUGGCGAACGAAGGAGCUUACGCCCUCUUCCGUCGGUCUAUGCUCCUGGCAAAGCAGGGAGAACGGGCAAACUUCUCUGGACCCUUGAUCGGAAACCGUGUGUCAAGAUUAAAUGUUGCACUUGAAGGAGCCCUUGGUCGUCCGCCUCCGCGUGACUUGAGGAGGCCGAGACAGCUCGUUAAGAUCGAGUCGAGCAGCGAUUCAUCAGCACACGAGAAUUCACCAGAGGAAGGAAGCGAAGUGAUCGGACGAGUCCUCCAGCAAGAUCUCCCCGAGGUCAAAGUGAAUGAGGAAGAAGAGAAGAUGAACGUUCCGUCAAAGAUCUCAGCCCUUCCUCGAGCAGUCAGGAGGAGCGUCGAGGACGCCAUGCUCAAGCUGCUGGCCAUUCAAGACAUUGACAGAGGAAUCAUUUCUGCCCCCGAAGUCGUGAAUCAACGAGGAGCUCUCGUCGCGAACUACUUUCAGUUAUUGCAAGUUAACGGGACUCAAAAGAUCCCCAAAGAGAACAGGAUCGGAGCAGAUCAGUUGUCUCUGCAUGAGUGCAAGCUCGACACCGACAACUUCUUUCAGCAGCUGAUUUUGAUUCCGAAAGGAUGCAAACUUAUUCUAAGAGGACUUCACCUCCUCACACCACAGCAGAUUAAGGAAAUUCUCGAUCAUCUAUUGCGAUGCAUUCUUCCAACAGCCUUUGGAAUGGCGAUCAGCAAGCAAGCGACAGGAAUCGAGCUAGUGGUGCAGCUCAUGGUCAAGCUCGUCUACUCGCUGAAUAUUUUGACACUCUCGCAAGUUCUGCAGGAGAUGAUGAACUCCUACACUGACGGAGGGCUGCAUCUCAUGAUGUGUACCAAGCUCGGAGCUCUGGCACUAGCAGCUCUAUUACGCCGAGGACACGACGAGUAUGUGAAGGAGGAUAACGCAGGGACCAAUCAGAGCCUCGUUGUGUGGGCGAAUCUCUGCAAGAUCCUCAUCGAUCGACUGCUUGGUGGGAUGGACGCGCUCUUCCUCGCAGCCACUCAAGACAAGAGCAUCUCCCUCCCGUCGCAGAUGAUCACCGACUCAGAGGUGAGGACGAGAUAUGGUCUCCCGAGCGGGGAGAGGAUGGGCGUGGGAGGCAGAGAAUAUGGGCCAGGGGAGGUGAUGGUCGACCUCAUCUAUGAGCUCGGAGCCAACGCACAGACGGAGCAGCGGCAGACGAUCGGAAAGCAUCUGGCUGGAGCUGCCGCAAAGACGGGAAAUCAGGAGCUGAAAAUGCAGAUCGUGCAACUAGCUCAGAGCUUGAGCUUCGGGCAUGAAUGA
Guillardia theta CCMP2712 is the source of this 2145-nucleotide messenger RNA. RefSeq lists its product as hypothetical. The transcript has 18 exons. Gene Ontology annotation, biological process: deadenylation-dependent decapping of nuclear-transcribed mRNA; P-body assembly. The coding region runs from base 1 to 2145 and encodes 714 amino acids. Lineage: Eukaryota; Cryptophyceae; Pyrenomonadales; Geminigeraceae. Gene Ontology annotation, cellular component: P-body. The record is from RefSeq and is a predicted model, not a curated record. Gene Ontology annotation, molecular function: RNA binding.